CGGAAGAAUACGUCAAUUACUUCCGGAUUACUAAAAAGUUUCAAAAAGUUUUUAAAACUCGUUAAUUUGAAGUGUUAUCGUGUCUUAAUCGUUAAAAGGAUGCAGGUCGAAUAGACACUUAACAUGUGAAGACAAGCUCUGGUGGUGUCACACCCUCAUUUUCGAUGCAUUUCAUUGGUCAAUAUAUAAAUGUUUACGAUUGGAUUACACUGACUGGUUAGAUGAUAUCAUGGCCAAUCAGUAUAUCAAGGAAGGCUAUAUGACCAAGAAGUCUAUAAACAAAAGAACAAUAUUCUCACCUGACAAUUUUAAAGCACGAUGGUUCACAUUGGAUAACGUAGCUCUUCGAUAUUACGAUGGAAGUCUUGAGAAAGGCAAGACUAAUGAGAAAGGGAAAGUUGAAAUAUCAAGUAUUAAAGUUGUAGAAGAAGUAGAGGAUGGCAAACUAGAGGGAAAAUUAAAUACUUUUCAGAUUGGUUUCCAUGACAGUAGUGAGCAACAUACAUUGUACAUUACUGCUCAGACUGACGAUAUGAGAAAAGAUUGGGUCCAAGCUAUAAGGGAUGUUUGUCAGUCGCAAGGUGUUGAGUUUGAUUUGAAGUACCACUCAGGCGUUUUCCAGAGAAAUUUGAAACGAUUCAACUGCUGUGACCAAAUUAACAAAAAUUCACCGGGAUGUCAGCCAACUUUUAAUCAACCAGAAAAUGCAAGAAAACAAAAUGGUUUGGCAGGUUCCAGUACGCUGUCAGUACGAGACACGCCUCUCCCUCCAAUACCACCAAACACUCCAGCGAGGGAUCCACGGAAUAGUAAAACAUUUGUCAUUGCCUUAUAUGAUUACCAAGGGGCAGCCGAUGGAGACCUUUCAAUUACAAAGGGUGAAGAGUAUGAGGUGAUAGAUAAUUCCAAAGAACAUUGGUGGACAGCAAAAAAUAAGAAGGGGGAAAAGGGGUACAUACCAGCCAACUAUGUAGAGGUUGUAACAUCAACUGGACUAGAAAGCUAUGACUGGUAUCAUAAAAACAUAACCAGGCACCGGGCGGAAGAGAUGUUAAAGGCAGAGGGGAAAGAGGGCUGCUUUAUCGUACGUGAUUCCAGUACUAAAGGAAUGUACACUGUCUCAAUAUACACAAAAGAAAGCGGCACCAUGGUAUUACAUUACCAUAUAAAGCAGUUCAACGAUGGGAUGUUUUACAUUUCUGAGAAAUUCAAGUUUCCCACAAUUCCUGAUGUGAUUAAGUACCAUAAAUGCAAUUCCGGGGGCCUUGUAGUUCGCCUAAGGUCUCCACCUACGGGGACUUCCCAGCCUUCAACUGCAGGGUUUGGUCAUGAUAUCUGGGAGAUUGAUCCAACUGAACUAGAACUGUUUGAAGAGCUAGGCCGAGGUCAAUUCGGGAGCGUAAAGCGUGGCAAAUGGCGGAAGAACAAGUCUGUAGCUGUCAAGAUGAUGCAGCAAGGAAUGAUGAAUGAAGAUGAUUUCAUUGAUGAAGCAAAGACAAUGAAGAUGUUACAACAUGAAAACCUAGUCCAGCUAUACGGUGUAUGCUCCAAACAACGUCCCAUCUAUAUUGUGAUAGAAUAUAUGAAACAUGGAUCUCUAUUGAAUUAUUUGAAAAGGCAAAGAGGUGUGAUACUAAAGAAACCUAAUAAACUGCUGGAUAUGUGCUUACAGGUUUGUCGUGCAAUGAAGUAUUUAGAAAGCCAGUCAUUCAUACAUAGGGAUUUGGCAGCUAGGAAUUGUUUAGUAGGAGAUAAUCUUGUUGUAAAGGUUGGAGAUUUUGGAUUAGCCAGAUAUGUAUUAGAUGAUGAGUACACAAGUUCUAGUGGGACGAAGUUUCCCAUUAAAUGGGCCCCACCAGAAGUUUUGGGCUACACAAGGUUUAGCAGCAAGUCGGAUGUCUGGGCCUUUGGUGUUCUUAUGUGGGAGAUCUUCACAGGAGGUGAUAUGCCAUAUGGGAAGAUCAAGAACCAAGAAGUAGUGGAACAGGUUGUACACCAUGGGAAACGCCUGGAGAAACCCCAAGCUUGUCCCGGAGAAGUAUACGACAUUAUGAUGGUCUGCUGGGAAAAGGACGAGAGAAACAGACCAGGCUUUGCUGUACUAGAAAAUAAAUUAGCAAAUCUAUCAGACGAUGACUACUGCUCCUGAGUCAUGAGUAUUAUAUUAUUAUAUACAGUAUAAAGUACUUGUAUAAAUAAACGAGUAUAAAAGCACUAGUAUAUGAGCACUAGUAUAAAAGUAUGAGGCAGUAUGCUUUGCAUAGAGUGCUGUUGAACCAUUCUUGGUUAUUCUCCAAAGGAAGUCAACAGCAGACAUUGUAAACUGAAUCUAGAUUUUACAUGGCACGUUUAAAGUGUAUUCUAUAUUCUCUUGGAAUAUUGGAAAAAAUGCAUAUGAAUAUUUAAAUUUAAUAUCAUCACAAAAACAGAUUGAAGCACAGAUCUGUAUUAGAUUUUGACAUAUCUUUGAUCAAGAAAAAUCAAAAGGUAUUAUCAGAAAAUCGGACCAAUGUUGACAUUGUUAAGUGAACACAUAUAUGUAUAAUAUUGUACAAAUAUUUAAUUCUAUUGAGG
Owenia fusiformis is the source of this 2574-nucleotide messenger RNA. The record is from the annotation of a GenBank genome assembly. Lineage: Eukaryota; Metazoa; Annelida; Polychaeta; Sabellida; Oweniidae.